Dromiciops gliroides (monito del monte) is the source of this 1079-nucleotide messenger RNA. Its product is annotated as protein C1orf43-like. The transcript has a single exon. The record is from RefSeq and is a predicted model, not a curated record. Bases 100 to 864 code for a protein of 254 amino acids. Gene Ontology annotation, biological process: phagocytosis. Lineage: Eukaryota; Metazoa; Chordata; Mammalia; Microbiotheria; Microbiotheriidae.
GGCUUUGGCUUCCCCCAUAAGGAAAUGGCCAAGGACCACCAAGGACCCCUGGGGCCGUCGCUACUAAGGAACCCAAGCUAACGAAGCUGGGGGGAAGCCAUGGGGUCUAGCAGUAACUGGUUGUCCGGAGUGAAUGUCGUGCUGGUGAUGGCCUACGGGACCUUGGUAUUUGUGCUGUUGUUCAUUUUUAUGAAGAGGCAGAUCAUGCGUUUUGCUAUGAAGUCUCGCCGGGGCCCUCACGUCCCCGUGGGGCACAACGCUCCCAAGGAUUUGAAGGAAGAGAUUGACAUCAGACUAUCCAAGGUCCAGGAUGUAAAGUAUGAACCCCCGCUUCUUGAAGAGGAUGAUGCCAGACUUUUGCAGCUGGAGACACCAGGAAAUCAACAUUGCUACAACUACCUGUAUAGGAUGAAAGCAUUGGAUGCCAUUCGUGCCUCUGAGAUCCCAUUCCAUUCAGAAGGCCGGCAUCCUCGUUCCCUGAUGGGCAAGAACUUCCGAUCCUAUCUGCUGGAGCUUCGAAACACAAGUACCCCCUUAAAGGGUGUCCGAAAAGCUCUCAUUGAUACCCUGCUAGAAGGCUAUGAGACAGCUAGAUAUGGAACUGGCGUCUUUGGCCAGGCUGAAUAUCUACACUAUCAGGAAGCACUGAGUGAACUGGCUGCCGCUGUCAAAGCCGGUGGUGGGAGUUCCCAGCGGCAGCACCAGUCAGCAGCUAAGGAUCUAACGCAGUCUCCUGAAGUUUCCUCCCCAACAACUAUCCAAGUCACCUAUCUGCCCUCCAGCCAAAAGAGUAAAAGAGCCAAGCACUUCCUAGAGCUGAAGAGUUUUAAGGAUAACUACAACACACUAGAGAGCACUCUCUGACUGCAUUUGGGGAUAGCCAUAGCCAACAUGGCUCCAGUAGGAGAAUCCAGUCUCAGUACCCAGGGACUUCUCCAGGGCAGGAGACACAGCAGCACUAAACAGCAUUGGUAUCAUUAUGUCCUCCCUUAGCUUAUCCCUCUGGUCUGCUGCAGAACUUCAGCUCCUCGAGGCCCUCUUUCCCUCUCCAGGAGCAUUUUUAUGGAGUUGAAUCCACU